CUGCCAGAGGCUUUGUCGUGUCCGAAGGCACCAAGAAGAUGUCGUAUGAGAGGGAUACAAAGAUUGUGAAUGCUGCAUCGUUCACCAUCGAGCGUGAGGACCACACCAUUGGCAACAUCCUUCGCAUGCAGCUACACAGGGACCCAAAUGUGCUCUUUGCUGGCUAUAAGCUCCCUCACCCUCUUCAGUACAAGAUUAUUGUUAGGAUCCAUACUACAAGCCAGUCCUCCCCGACACAAGCCUACACCCAGGCAAUCAAUGAUCUUGACAAGGAGCUUGAGUACCUCAAGCAAGCUUUUGAGAAGUGCCAAAUGCUGACGAACGAUUUGCACACCAAGAACGAUAUCGAGGAUCCAAGAACUAGAACAAUCUGGAGCGGUGAAACGGAUCAAGGAUCCAAGAACGACAUCGAUCCUGAUCCUCCUGGAGACUUGGACACCAAAUGGACCAAAACCCGCGAAGGGGACAAACAAACCAGCAAAUGUUGAAUAAACAAGCGCACCAUUGGGGCCGAAGCCUUGGCCUGGGGUCAGGGACGAGUCGACGAUAUCGGAGACGGCGGACGACGUAUCGGAUUGCCGGUGACACGAGGGUUCUGGUUGGGAGGGUGCGGCCGUGGUUAUAUACGGUCGUCGUUUGGUCUGCUUUGGUUCGACGCAACCGCUUGCGUCGCGGUUGCCGGUGCUUAGCUUGAGGCCUAAGCAGUUUUCUACACCGUCGGAUGUGGCCACGUAUUCUUAUCCUGGCCCUACACGUGCGCAUCUGGAAAACUAGCUUUUGUCCAACACAAUAUCGGUACGUACUAUCUUUUUUGUUUUUUUUUCUUGAGAGUGAAAAAACGUCAAUGGCCACUGAUUAGGCUAGCUACGAGGCGCAAGGAAAGGAAUUUCGAUUGCUUUUAUGUUGAAGAUCGUCAUGGACGCAGCUAGAGGGGUGAUACAACCCACAAGACUGGUCUAUACGGCCCAAGGACACUCUAGCCGGCUGGUACCUCCCAUAUGCAUUUUUUUAAAGUUUCGUGAGGGUCCAGCCCCUCACCUUCUAUGCCUCCUGAUGUUAGAGCUUUCUCACCGUCGAUUUGGCCAGCCCCUCACCUUUUAUGCCUCCUAACGUUAGAGUAGGAGGGUGUCUCGCCCCCCCCCCCCCGAUAGUUACUAGUGUUAUAGCUAUAGUUAUCUAGUUUCCUCCACGGUGAUACUGUCAUGAAGAGUCUUUUGUCCCUUCCUCGUCU
Messenger RNA from Phragmites australis (common reed), 1231 nucleotides. Its product is annotated as DNA-directed RNA polymerases II, IV and V subunit 11-like. The record is from RefSeq and is a predicted model, not a curated record. Gene Ontology annotation, molecular function: protein dimerization activity; DNA binding. Gene Ontology annotation, biological process: transcription by RNA polymerase II. The coding region runs from base 39 to 488 and encodes 149 amino acids. NCBI's taxonomy places the organism in Eukaryota, Viridiplantae, Streptophyta, Magnoliopsida, Poales, Poaceae. Gene Ontology annotation, cellular component: RNA polymerase II, core complex. The transcript has 5 exons.